This is a messenger RNA of Bicyclus anynana (squinting bush brown), 6657 nucleotides long. RefSeq names its product protein fem-1 homolog CG6966. The transcript is spliced from 12 exons. Gene Ontology annotation, biological process: ubiquitin-dependent protein catabolic process. Bases 281 to 2335 code for a protein of 684 amino acids. The record is from RefSeq and is a predicted model, not a curated record. Gene Ontology annotation, molecular function: protein binding. Gene Ontology annotation, cellular component: ubiquitin ligase complex. NCBI's taxonomy places the organism in Eukaryota, Metazoa, Arthropoda, Insecta, Lepidoptera, Nymphalidae.
AGUUGGAAAGGCAAAAGUUUUACGUAAGCCACGCUUGUGUAAUACCGAGUGAAAGAGCCCAUGCAGUAGUGCAGCGCGAACGAGCGCGGCGAGACGCGUGCGCGAGUGUUAGAUCAUACGUCAACACGUAUCGUUGGACUGAUUCCAAUUGAUUGGAAAGUGAUAAAAUUAAUCAAAACCUAAAACUAUAAUCAUAAGAAAUUAUUAGUGUUACCAUAUUGGUCGGCCGUUUGAAGGCGAGUGUCACAGUGUAGUGUAAUGUAGUGUAGACAGUACCAGUAUGUCAGUGUCCGGUGUAUGGGAUUUGAUUGACCUGGUGCCAGUGAGGUGCCGAUGGAUCGAGAGGCUCCGACGUUGCGGCAAAACUCUGCUGCGGCGUCACAAACGACUGCUUAGACGGAUCAAGAAGAUGUACCUACACAGUUGGCGCUCGGAGGAGCUGAGCAUGUUAGUAGGUGCCAAAGUGACAGACGCAACGCCAUUGGUCAUCGCGUGCAGGAACGGCCACUAUGACGUCGCCGAGUACCUGAUCAAGCGGUGCAAGGCUGACAUCGAACAGCCUGGUUCAGUGACAUUCGAUGGAGAGACGAUAGAAGAUGCGCCGCCGCUAUGGUGUGCGGCGGCGGCGGGCCACCUCCCUCUGGUGAGGUUGCUGGUACGCGCGGGCGCCAACGUCAACUCCAGAACCUUCACACACAGCACGCCGCUGCGGGCCGCCUGCUUCGACGGACACUUCGAGAUUGUCAAGUUCCUAGUUGAGAAUGGCGCAGAUAUAGAAAAACCAAAUCGACACGGCCACACAUGUCUAAUGAUAGCAUGCUACAAAGGUCACAUCCACAUAGCCAAAUACCUCCUAUCUCUAAACGCAGACGUGAACAGGAAGAGUGUCAAAGGCAACACAGCACUACACGAUUGUGCAGAGAGCGGGUCACUGCACAUACUGAAGAUGCUGUUGGACCAUGGCGCGACAAUGGAUGUAGAUUCGUAUGGAAUGACCCCCCUACUAGCUGCAUCACUAACGGGCCACACACACAUAGUGGAACACCUCACAAACGCGGACCUGGGGCUGGUGACGAGGCAGCAACGUAUCGACGCGUUGGAACUGCUGGGAGCGACGUACGUGGACAAGCGACGAGACAUGGUCGGCGCUCUGGCGCUGUGGAAGCGGGCCAUGGACUACAGGUUUCCAGCCGACGGCAGCGAGCCGAUCCCCAAGCCGAAGGACAUCCCGCGGAUAGAGGCGUACGACUACGCGGUGGAGCCGACCAACUCGCAGCAGCUGGAGGAGCUGCUGGCCGACCCCGACGCGAUACGAAUGCAGGCGCUUGUCAUUAGAGAGAGGAUACUAGGUCCGGCGCACCCCGACACAUCAUACUACGUGCGGUACCGGGGCGCAGUGUACGCGGACGCGGGCCGCUUCGCGCGCUGCCGCCAGCUGUGGCACCACGCCCUCGACAUGCAGCGAGCCGUGCUGCCGCCGCUGUCCCCCCUCACGCAGUCCAGCCUGUACAGCUUCGCGGAGCUGUUCUCCUACAUGCUGGCCGAGAGGGCGAGACCGCCGCUCAGAGGUCGCAUAGUUCCACCGGUGACGUUCGAAGACAUCGAGCCGGUGUUCACGAAGGCCUUGUCACAGAUACACAUGGGCCUGGACCUGUUGAAGCUAGACUUUGGGUUUAUGUACGGACGGAAACACACCAUGACAACGUUACACAAGUUCCUCGAAAUAUCACUACACCUCGCGGCGCUCAUGGCCAGGCUACUGGAGGAGCCGGAGUGUACCGAAGAUGUUUCUAGAAAAAUACAUAAGGCUGUGUAUUCACUUGUUGAAUUAGAUAUUAAGGUUCUCCGUCGCUCCAUGCUGCACAUCGCGUGCUCGGACGAGGGCGCUCGUGGGCGCAGCGCGGGCUUGGUCGUGGGCGCGGCGGGCGGCGGCGCCGUGGGCGCGGCGGGCGCGUGGGCCGGUGCUGGGCGCGACGGCGGCGACGCGCCGUGCGCCGCGUUAGUCGCGCUCAUGCUGAGGCUGGGCGCUGAGCCCAACGCGAGGAACUUGGUCGAUGGGAAUACGCCUCUGCAUUUAGUUUGUAAGUUAAACCCCUGCCCCGCCGAAGUGGUCCGUUCUCUGCUCAACCACGGCGCGCACAUCGACACAGUCAACUUCAAGGGCGAGACCCCCGAAGAGAUACUCAAAUCAACCCGCCAGAACCUCUCAUCCAUAGUCAACCCCCUCAAGUACACCACGCUCAAGUGUCUAGCCGCGCGCACGGUUAAGAAUUACAGACUACCCUACGCGCACGUCGUCCCACAGUGUCUACACGCGACCAUCAACACUCAUUGAUGUAGCUCUGUGCAGACAUUACUCUGUGUAUCCCGACUGACAGAUACUUAACUGUAAUUAAUAUAUGUGACAGAAUCAAUGUAAUUGAACUUAUGUGACUAGCUGUCCGCACCAUAAAUAACUGUCUACAGUUGAAAUAUUAUGUAAUCAAUGUAAUUGAAUGUAUAUAAAAAAGUUACACCCAAUCCUAAGUGGCUGUCGUCCCACAGUGUCUACACGCGACCAUCAACACUCAUUGAUGUAGCUCUGUGCAGACAUUACUCUGUGUAUCCCGACUGACAGAUACUUAACUGUAAUAUAUUGUGACAGAAUCAAUGUAAUUGAACUUACGUGUCUAGCUGUCCACACCAUAAAGAACUCAGACUAGAGUUGAAAUAUUAUGUAAUCAAUGUAAUUGAAUGUAUAUAAAAAAAAUUACAGCCAAUCCUAAGUGGCUGUCGUCCCACAGUGUCUACACGCAACCAUCAACACUCAUUGAUGUAGCUCUGUGCAGACAUUACUCUGUGUAUCCCGACUGACAGAUACUUAACUGUAAUAUAUGUGACAGAAUCAAUGUAAUUGAACUUACGUGUCUAGCUGUCCACACCAUAAAGAACUCAGACUAGAGUUGAAAUAUUAUGUAAUCAAUGUAAUUCAAUGUAUAUAAAAAUAAUUAGAGCCAAUCUUAAAAACCGUCGGCGUCGUCCCACAGUGUUUACACGCGACCAUCAAUACUCCAUAAUGUAGCUCUGUGCAGACACUACUCUGUGUAACCCGACUGACAUAAUAUUUAUGUGAUGGAGUCGAUGUAUGUAGUAUGUGCUAUGUAUCUAGCCGCCCGCCCCUAAAGAUCUAAGAACAGAGUAUAAAUGUAAUAUAAUGAAUAUAACCAACUUUAUCUGCAAAUAAUUAGAGACCACUCAAAUAGUACGUCGUCCCAUACUGUCUACACGCGACCAUCAACACUCAUUCAUGUAGCUCUGUGCAUACAUUACUCUGUGUACCCUGACUGACAGAUAUCCAGACACACAGUAUAGACCGAGGUCUAUACUGUGAUUUGACUAAACUUAUAGAUACUUAUUUUGUCAACUUUCCCAAUACGUAAAAUCUAAUGAUGACGUCACAAAGUUUAUGACAUAAAUAAUAUACGCCUGUGUGCCCCAUAGGCCUCAGAUGCGCUCCACGACAUAUAUCGAGACGCACGAAAGACCAAAGUAUAAUGUCGACCAAUAGCGGCGGAAUCGAUCUCUCUUUCGCUGCGUUGGGAAGAAAGAGAGCGAUAUUUCAACUAUGCUGCUAUUGGUUGGCAAUGCUUUUUCUCUUCGCAAGAUACGUCCUCUUCGCUAGGCACAUUGUAGUAUAUUAAUUUUGUUUAUAACUAUAUUUGCAAUAUAUUUUUUUCUAAAUGUUACUAUUGUUAUUAGUAAUUGUUUUUUGAGUUUCUAAUUAUAUUAUGUUAUAUAAAAUACUUUAUCACAAAGCAUUUAGAAUCAAUAUAUGUAAUUAAGAGUUAGAACAAUCUAUCAGCAAUAUAUUUUGUCAUGUCGCAAAAGUUGUAUUAAGAACGGAAGCACAUUUAGGGUCUCAACACACAUACCAACUUGAAAAGGGAUCGUCACCGCUUCCUGCCUUGCCGUCGAUUAAGCGUCAAAAUGUAUGGUUCAGCAGCUCCGGUACGACGAAUCGGCUAUGGCUACAAAUCGGCUACAGCUACAAAUCGGUUGCGGAUACGAUUCGGCUACGGUUAGGCGACCGCAAAUUGAUGGCUAGUCGAUCCCUAGGCAAUGCGAUUAAGUUACGAUUCCGAUAAGUGUGCAUUGUAUGAAACUUCAUACAAAUAAUAUGAAUCGAUUUGAUAUUAAUAGUGACGAUCCCUUUCCGAGUUAAUAUGUGUGUUGACCUUUAAAACAAUUUUAGACACGUGUAGAAUCAAUAGCUUUCUUAAUAGACUUUGACUUUAACAAAAAAUAAGUGGAUAGGUAAAAAUAUUACACAAAAGUUUCUAAUUUCUUUCAUUUGAGACGUGACCAGGAUAUGCCAGACUAUAUCAUUCAAUUGACCAAAAUCUUCUGACCAGUGAACUGACCAUAAGUAAUAAAGCUGACCAUAAAUAUAGGCAAAAAACUUUAUAUAAGAUAUUCAUAAUCAUGGCGAAAUUGUUUAUAUGUGGGAAGGCGCGUAUCGUAGUAGUAUUGUGAAAAGAAAUCUACAAAGUAUUUAGUAUUAUUAAAAAUAUAAUUAUUGCAUUUGUCAAAGUUUCAAACGAAAUAUUUUUUUGUAAAAAAAAAAAAUUUUUGAUUGUUAGUUUUACAUUGGUCUGCAAAAAAUAUUGUAAAAUUAUAGAAUGGUUAUUUUUGUAAAAAAAAAUGAGAUUGUAAAUGUUAUUUGAUGUUGAUAGACAUAUUUAAAGAGUAGAUAUUUAAUUAAAGGAAUUUAUGUAUUUUAAAUGUCACUGGUUAGGAAAAAUCACGAGUAAUUCUUAAAUUAUUGUCAAAUUAAGACAAAGUAAAUAAAAUACUGUAUUUGUAAUUGUAGUUGUGUAAUUUCUAUGUCAUGAAGAGCAUUUAGCUUUUGGUAGUAGUGCAAGUAUACAACAAAACAGUUUUAGCCGACUUCAGAAAAGGAGGUUAUAUGUAUGUUUUUAAUAUUGUAAAUUGAAGUAGCUUACAUCCUAUAGAUAUACGUCAUGAUUUUGUAUUAUAAUGUUUGUUUUCAUAAUUAUAAUAAAAUUAUUUUGACAUAGCACCUAAUUUUAUUUACACUUUGUGUUAUGUCUAUAAACGAGUAGGGAAUAAUUUAUUUAUUUUUCUCUUCUUAGCGAAUUGAAUUGAAUAUGAACUUCGCAAUCGUUUCGGAUUGGAACGUAUGUAGAAAGCUUUUCUCUCCGAUCUGAGUGAUGUCACUUGGAUUGGUGGAUCUUCGCGGAUAACAUCAAAAUGAAUAAAUAAUUCUCUAUUCAUAAUGAACUUCAACGAAGCGAAGACUGCUUCUUUUCAAUAUAUUGAAAUAUGGGUAUUGAGGUGCUAGGUUAAAAUAAUUAAAGGUCAGUAAACAAAACGGACUUAAGACGCGGACGUGGCGACGGGACGUAGUAAUAUGUAAACAACGUCGCCGUUACGUCCGUAUCUCGUUACAUACGUUUGUAUGUAUUUUGUAUGAAACUAUAUUUCUAAAACUUAUCGUCCCAUCCCGUCCGAAUACGUAUAAUAAAUAAAAUAAAUGAAGUUUUGGAAAGAAACAAAAGUUUACUUAACAUUACACUUAAGUCCGUCAGGGGCGGUUUCAUUAUGAAAGUGUCUGACAACUUAUUCACGAUUUUUAUCUUUGUCAUCUCAUGUUUAGAAAGAAAUUGUCAACUUUUAGACUAUCCAACAUUUAUCAGGUGUUAUUACUUAAUUUACAUAUUAAACUUACAAGUUUAGCCAAAUGGUCUUCGUGAUAUAGAAAAUUAUAUACAAUAAAUAAUAAAUAGACAAGAGUACGUAAAUGUGGUAGGGCGUCAAUACAGGCGUGACGUCGACUAGUCUUUUUUUAUUAGUGUAGAUAAACAUUUUUUUAUUCAAUUCUUCAUGUAUAAACGAGAUUCAAUUUUCAACGACACCCUUAGACACCCUUAAGUGGUUUUUGGUGAUGAUUUAUAUAGUUCCUUCGUUUGUCGUGUAGUGUAUUCAUGUCCUUUUUCGAUACAUUUAUUUGUUUAGCAACGUUGUUAUUAGUCAUACAGUUCAUACUAUAUUAGACAAAAUAAUGAUGCUCUAUGUACAUAUUUAAUGUAAUAAAUUCGCCUAUAGUUUAUUCAGAACUACACAGAAUUUCAUAAUAUCAUAUUAUUAUUUUUAAUAUCAUGUCAUAUAAGAUUGUUAGGUUCGUGUGUGUAUGUCAUUAAUAAAAAAAAUCUUACAAAAACCAUAUUGGGUGUCGUGGGUUGUACGUUUCACACAAAGGGCUAUAAGAGUGAAAACAAAUACGAAAAACACUGUGUUAAGACUAGAUAUUAAGUAGAUUGAUUAUGGAAAUCCGAUAUGGGUUGGACCUUCCUACAGUCGGUUUGGUAUUGGAGUGUGUAAAGUGAGCUUUAUACAUCCGACACCAAAUGUCGGAACGUGUGGGGUGUCCUUAAAUAAAUUUCCGUGUAUAUUGUGAUGACAAUCGACAAAAUGGACUCUAUUUGGAACUGAAUUGAUUACAAGAUGUUAGUUUUUAGUUUUGUAAUUUUCGCAAGCAUAUUUUGUUUGUUAGUUAAUGUAGGUAUUCUCAUAGUAUAUUUUGGAAUUUAUCGAUAUGGCGUGAUUAUAUUGUAUGUGUAAUAGUUAUUUUUUGAAAUUAAUAAAAGCUUUAAAAAU